This is a messenger RNA of Coccidioides posadasii C735 delta SOWgp, 1263 nucleotides long. RefSeq lists its product as uncharacterized. The record is from RefSeq and is a predicted model, not a curated record. Gene Ontology annotation, cellular component: endomembrane system. Lineage: Eukaryota; Fungi; Ascomycota; Eurotiomycetes; Onygenales; Onygenaceae.
CUCGAGUUAAACUGCCGUACUAUCCUCUCUCGUCUCUGAGCUUUAGCCUCCGUUGGCCCAUUAUCUGUGGGCCGGCCCAAAAUGAGGCAAGCUGCGUUGUUCCGAGUCCUCCUUCUGCUCGCUGGCUUCCUUGCCUUUGCGGCUGCUUGGACUAAAGAAGAUCACGAAAUAUUUCGUCUUCGUGAGGAGAUCAUAGCGACAGAGGGCGUCAAUGUCACCUUUUACGAUUUCCUCGGCGUAAAGCCCAGCGCUAGCCAUGUCGAGAUAACAAAAGCUUUCCGCAGGAAGUCCAAGCAGCUCCAUCCAGACAAGGCGAAGCGCUCCUUUAUCGCGUCCCGCGCUAAACCGCCCCGAACAUCCUCGGGGAAGAAAAAGGACGGCGUUCAUGUCAGCAAGCGGCCUUCCGACCGAGAAAUCCAAAAGGUCGUCAAGCAUGCGACGGAGCGAUAUGCGCGACUGGGUAUAGUUCACGACGUCCUCAAAGGCCCGGAGAGAGAGCGAUACGACCACUUCUUGAAUAAUGGCUUCCCCAUAUGGAAGGGUAGUGGGUACUAUUAUUCGCGAUUCCGCCCCGGCUUGGGUACUGUCCUCAUAGGUCUCUUUCUUGCCUUCGGCGGAGCUGCCCAUUACCUAGCUCUCAUCCUCAGCUGGAAGAGACAGGUCGAAUUUGUGGACCGAUAUAUCCGACAUGCUCGCCGAGCUGCGUGGGGCGACGAACUGGGCAUUCAGGGGAUCGGAAAUCUGAGUAACUAUAACGACAAUGCGUCCACCACGGCCGCUGCUGAAAAUGGCGAAGAGCACGUCGUCCUGAACAGAAAACAGAAACGAAUGAUGGAGAAAGAAAACCGCAAGGAGAGCAAGAAGGCGAAAAAGGAGGGAUCUUCCGGUACGGCCACUCCAACCAAUGUUGUUACCUCGGUUGGGGAUCGAAAGAGGGUUGUCGCCGAAAAUGGCAAGGUUCUUAUCGUCGAUGCCAUCGGAAAUGUGUUCUUGGAAGAAGAAACUGAGGAUGGGGAAAAGGAAGAAUUCUUUCUCGAUAUCAACGAGAUCCACCGGCCGACAAUGCGUGAUACGUUCGCAUAUAGACUUCCACAGUGGCUUUCCCGCAAGCUUGUAGGUCGAUCCGUUCAGGAUACGCCUUCCCAAGCCCAGGAUCCUGUUGAUGAUGAAGUUACCACUUCUGCCGAACCGGAGGCCGAUAGCGUAUCUACUCCAGACGUAUCUUCAAAGAAAGCAAGAAAGAGGAGAGGGAAGAACGCAUGA